This is a messenger RNA of Cebus imitator (Panamanian white-faced capuchin), 1671 nucleotides long. It is a transcript of the gene DHRS9, whose product is annotated as dehydrogenase/reductase 9. The record is from RefSeq and is a predicted model, not a curated record. Bases 321 to 1280 code for a protein of 319 amino acids. The transcript has 5 exons. NCBI's taxonomy places the organism in Eukaryota, Metazoa, Chordata, Mammalia, Primates, Cebidae.
UUGGCUUUUAUGAGCUAUUCAGAAGAGAUUUAGUCAUCACGUUGUGUCACAAUGGGAGUGACUCACAGAGCAAGGAGAGAACCUAAGGACUCCGCACACAUGUAGUACUCAGAGCUUGACGGAAACCCAGGCACCUCGACCUCAAGAGGACCAGCCUGGCCAGGGUGGCACAACUCUUCCUUCCCCGUGCACAGCAGGAAGGCUGCCAUCAGCUGAGCAAGUCCACCAACAGUUUCUGUGUCACGUUUCAUCUUUAAUAAGGACACCAUCUUCUUUUAUUAUACAAGAAAGGAGUGUACCUAUCACACACAGGGGAAAAAAUGCUCUUUUGGGUAUUAGGCCUCCUAAUCCUCUGUGUUUUUCUGUGGACUUGUAAAGGAAACCUAAAGAUUGCAGACAUCACUGAUAAGUACAUUUUUAUCACUGGAUGUGACUCGGGCUUUGGAAACUUGGCAGCCAAAACUUUUGAUAAAAAGGGAUUUCAUGUAAUCGCUGCCUGUCUGACUGAAUCAGGAUCAACAGCCUUAAAGGCAGAAACCUCAGAGAGACUUCAUACUGUGCUUCUGGAUGUGACCGACCCAGAGAAUGUCAAGAGGACUGCCCAGUGGGUGAAGGACAAAGUUGGGGAAAAAGGUCUCUGGGGUCUGAUCAAUAAUGCUGGUGUUCCUGGUGUGCUGGCUCCCACUGACUGGCUGACACUAGAAGACUACAGAGAACCUGUUGAAGUGAACCUGUUUGGACUCAUCAGUGUGACACUAAAUAUGCUUCCCUUGGUCAAGAAAGCUCAAGGGAGAGUUAUUAAUGUCUCCAGCGUUGGAGGUCGCCUUGCAAUAGUUGGAGGGGGCUAUACGCCAUCCAAAUAUGCAGUGGAAGGUUUCAAUGACAGCUUAAGACGGGACAUGAAAGCUUUUGGUGUGCACGUCUCAUGCAUUGAACCAGGAUUAUUCAAAACAAACUUGGCAGAUCCAGUAAAGACACUUGAAAAAAAACUCGCCAUUUGGGAACAACUGUCUCCAGACAUCAAACGACAAUAUGGAGAAGGUUACAUUGAAAAAAGUCUAGACAAACUGAAGGGCAACACAUCCUUUGUGAACAUGGACCUCUCUCUGGUGGUAGAGUGCAUGGACCACGCUCUAACAAGUCUUUUCCCUAAGACUCACUAUGCUGCUGGAAAAGAUGCCAAAAUUUUCUGGAUACCUCUGUCUCACAUGCCAGCAGUCUUGCAAGACUUUUUAUUGUUGAAACAGAAAGCAGAGCUGGCUAAUCCCAAGGCAGUGUGAUUCAGCUGAGGACAAAUGCCUGCUCCAGGCUAUGAGAUUGGCUGAUUUCAAGAGCACAUCUCCUUUUCUCCUUACCUGCUCCAACCUGGACUCGUUUAGAUUGUGCUUGUUUGGAUUACAAAACAGAGUCCCGCCAUUGCUGGAGGUGUCCCAGGGUCCCUGCUCAAGUUUUCUCUGAAAAGAAGAACUGGAAUGGUACAUCACAUAGGCAAGUCCUGCCCUGUAUUUAGGCUUUGUCUGCUUGGUAUGACAUAAGGGAAAUGGAAAGACUUGCCCAUUCAAAAUGAUCUUCACCGUGGCCUGCCCCAUGCUCAUGGUCCCCAGCAUUUAGAGUAACUUGUGGAUGUUGAGUAACAUCUCUUAUCUAAAUAUUAAAGAUGAGUCAAACAUU